UUGUUCUUUCUCCUCAUCUAGGAUUUAUCAGAUUUCUCUUUCAAGAUGGCCACAUGGAAAGAAAGACACUUUCUAUGUACCGACAAAUAUGUGCCAUGUCCAGGAUUUUCCCCAAGAGCCUAUCAUAAACUGGCUGUUGCAAGACCACCAUACACAGACGCCAAAAUCAAGGUUUGCCGGAAUGUGCACUACCGACUUGAAGGAGGUGAUCCAAUUCAUGUGUGGGGAUAUCAUACGUGGCUGGACGUGGGAAGGUUGCCAGCCAUCUAUCGCCCAAGACCUGACAAGCCUUUUGACAGCAACACGUGGCGAUGGAUUACAGCUCCCAGAAAAGAUUCAAUGGCCAAGCCGCCAGUGCCCCCUCCUUCCUGGAUGGAUGGCAACACCUAUAUGAAAUUCAUAGAAGGAGAUGCAUUGUUUGUGAAUAAGAGACAUAAACAAAGAGUUCUCUCCCGAGUAAAGGAAGAAAUGAGGAAGUGUGAGCAACUCAAAAUAAGGAGUCAAUGUCGAGCUCCUCCUCUAGACCAGCAGGGAAAUAUAAUGCCACCCAAACAGCUCAAACGAUAUAAACACCUGCUUCCAGAGAAGAGCCUGGCAUCACUGCAUGUUCAGCUACAUCCAGUCACCCCUCCUCCUAGAGACUACAGGCAUUUUCUUUGCCCAAGUCCCGAUCCUCAUUACCAGAGAGCAGCAGUCAGGUUUGCCCUGAAGAACAAUUGUCCAGUCUACCAGGAAGUGAUAGAAAAAUACCAGGAGCUUGCCCUGUCUGGCAGCAAAAUAAGGCCUUGUACACCUGUGAACUAAAUAAAUGGAUAGGAACGAAGCCUGAAAUUCACUGCACUUCUGGACAUGUUAGAAGUUCAUAUAUGUUUCACUAAUACUAUUAAUGUAUGUAAAAGAGAUAUUUUGUUGUUUUUUUAAAAAAAUUUAUUAUUAAGCAUUUCUAAAUAAAAAUAAGUGAUGUUAAUAUUGCAACCAGAACACGGAAUAUGUCCAAAGAACAAUCUGCACCAUGUGAUUUGACAGCCAUGGCAAAGGAUUGCCUAGUCCAGUGGUUCUCAACCUGUGGGUCCCCAGAUGUUUUGCCCUUCGACUCCCAGAAA
Messenger RNA from Anolis sagrei ordinatus, 1103 nucleotides. RefSeq names its product testis expressed 52 (gene TEX52). The record is from RefSeq and is a predicted model, not a curated record. NCBI's taxonomy places the organism in Eukaryota, Metazoa, Chordata, Lepidosauria, Squamata, Anolidae.